UAGUAAAACUUGACUUGGUUGGUAGACAGACAGUGAGUACAGUAGUUUCAAUAAUUUUAUAGUUUCAUGACAAUAUGGAGUCGUGAGAGUUCAAGUUCUACGCGGAAUGACAUGGAGUUAUAAAUUAUUUAGGAAAUUGUGACCUGUCAUAUUGAGUGUGAUGGCGACACGAUCAAGUCGGUGUGGCCAUGUUGCGUCCAUGGGCUUUAUCUCGUCCAGCCAUGUUGAGAGUGCCAAGGAUGUAAGUUUACAGCAAUGUCACUCGUGUGAGAUGCGGGGAGCGAACCUGUGGUUGUGUCUACACCGGGAUUGCCUGCGCAUUGGCUGCGGAGACUCAGGCCAAGACCACAGCCUCCUGCACUUCCAGAAGUCGCCUCAUCACUGUGUCCACCUGAACCUCUCUACACUGCGGGUGUGGUGCUAUGUAUGUGAUGUGGAGGUGUUCCUAGAGCCGCAGAGCACUCGGCCAACCCCCGUUGACUUUGGGGAUGAUGACUCUGAUGAUAGCCGCUCACCUGUGGACGACAACAACAAACCCACUGGACUGACAGGGCUUCAAAACAUCGGCAACACUUGUUACAUGAAUGCAGCACUGCAAGCUCUCAGUAAUACACCACCACUGACCAAAUAUUUCCUAGAGUGUGGGGCAGUAGUAUUUGGUGGAAACAAUGGCGGAGCGGGGGGGCCAGACAGGAAGCCUCCGACACUGAGUCGCUCGUACUGGCGACUCAUGCAGGAUAUGUGGCACCGGAAACGCCUCGCCUAUGUCGCACCCACUGGCAUACUCUAUGGUAUCAGGAAUGUUCACCCGAUGUUUCGAGGAUACCAUCAGCAUGACACACAGGAAUUUCUGCGCUGUUUCAUGGACCAACUCCAUGAGGAGCUCAAGGUGCCCUACAUCCAACCCCCCUUACCCCACAAUACUAGGCAACCCUUCCAUGUGAGGAGAGCUUCAAGUUUGGAUGAGCUGUCGGAUGAGGGGGAAGGGGGAGGAGCCUCUAGUCAGAGUGAGGGGGAGGAAUACGAGACCUGUGAUUCCGGUGUCAGUGAAAGAAGCUCCCUCAGUGAUGAAGGCAGCACCAAACAAGCGGGAUCGUUGUCCAGAUCUCCAACACCCUCCCAGGACAUCCAGAUGUCCUCCCUGGCUUCUCAUGGUUUCCACUCCUCCUCCCACUUAUCGCCGACCAGGGGAAGUCACCGUAGAAAGGCACAGAUCAAGUACCGCAGUAUCAUAUCCGAUGUGUUUGAUGGUAAACUGCUCAGCUCUGUUCAGUGUCUCACAUGCAACAGGAUAUCUACACGGAUGGAAACGUUCCAAGACUUGUCCUUACCUAUUCCCAGUAAGGAUCACCUUACCAUGCUACAUCAGGGCUCAGUCAACAUUGCCAAGUGCCCGGAAUUGUAUUCCACAGACCAGGGCUGGCUGACAUGGCUGUGGGAGUGGGUGUGCAGCUUCUUCUGGGGCCCUACUGUGGGACUACAUGACUGUCUUGCUGCUUUCUUUAGUGCGGACGAACUCAAAGGGGAUAACAUGUAUAGCUGUGAGAAAUGUAACAAACUGCGCAAUGGGGUGAAAUAUUCAAAGGUGCUAGAACUUCCAGAGGUGUUGUGUAUCCACCUGAAGAGAUUCAGACAUGAGCUCAUGUUCUCCUCCAAGAUCAACAACUACGUCACAUUCCCCUUGGAGGACUUGGAUCUCAAACCUUACUUGCAUAAAGACUGCAAGUCAAAGGUGACCAAGUACAACUUGAUCUCGGUGAUCUGCCACCACGGAGCUGCAGGUAGUGGUGGGCACUACACUUGUUAUUCUCUCAAUGACCAGUACAACCAAUGGUACGAGUUUGAUGAUCAGUGUGUCACUCAGGUCCGACCGGAGACAGUGAGGAACUGUGAAGCCUACGUUCUCUUUUACAGGAAAGUGGACAGGGAUAUAUGUGAGCAGCGAGAGCAGGUGUUACAGCUGAGCAAGAAGGCGCUAGGUUGCCAGGAGGACAUGUACGUGUUGAGCCAGGCCUGGAUUACCCGGUUCCUGACGUUCACGGAGCCGGGACCUAUUGACAACACAGACCUGUUGUGUCGACACGGACAGUUAAUACCUGGCGAUUCUUACUCCGCCAACAUGCUCACUCCUGUACCAGCCUCAGUGUGGCAUCACCUCUACAACAUAUACGGUGGAGGACCGACAUGUGCCCAGGACCAGCUGACACAAUGUACUAUCUGUCUGCAGGAGAGUGGGCAUCGGCCUGAUAUCGAGUACAGAGACUUCGCCCGAUGCUCACAGUCAACAGGAAAACUGUACGCCAUAGCUGCUGGGUGGUUCCAAGAAUGGGAGGCCUAUGUCAAGGGGCAGACAUUGGAGCCUCCUGGGCCUGUGGACAACUCACCUCUCCUUACCUGCGACUCCAGCCUCAUAGUUGACAAGGCUUACGUACCUGUGACUGCUGACCAGUGGGCUUUACUCCUUAGGAUUUACCAGGGGGGUCCUGAGGUCGUGGCACAGGAUAGUAGUCUGCCAGUCUCGGUGGUGGAAGGCUCUUCUGAAUCUUUGGAUGUAAAAGAAGUAAAGUUAGAAGAGAGUUUAAAUAAAGAGAAUAAAAGAAAGAUAGAAGAUGUGAUAAAAGAAGAUCAGUGUCUCAAGAUUGACGGAGAUUCACUCAAGAGGCUCAAGAGGAUAGUAGCGAGGAGGAAAAAAGGAAAAUAUCGGCUUACAGCCAAACAGACAACUUUCAGGAAAAAAGGCAAAGUCUGGAGCAGACUGGAGCUCUACUCAGGAGAUGCAAACCGACCGGGGAGAUGGCUUCGCACUCUCAGAGUCCCAAAUAAACGGAAUGUACAAUGAGGCAGAACCCAAGGAGGGUAUGGUGCGCUCACUGUCUCUGUCUGAUGUGAGAAUAUCGGGGCCGGAAUGUGGUGGGGGUGCAGGAGAGCCACACAUGUCAUGUUGACAUUGUUAACCUUCUUCAUCCUUCCUCGUCACACAACUCAUCAUACAGUACCAUCUUACUAGACUGAUAUUUAUUUGAGUUCAUAUAUAAUAUAUUUGUUUAGCUUUAAGAGUUGUGAAUAUUUAAUCACAAGUGGAACUGAUAUCAAAUUUUCGCUCUAAAAUGAAAUGAACUGUGCUCGGGUGUUUUGCCUGCAGUCUCCUGGUGCAUUACUGCAAUUGCCUCUUGUCACUUAUGGGAACCUGUAUUAUACCAAAUACUUUAGUUAGAUUUAAUUGUAUAUUUUUAUUAUAUUGUAAUGAUUGAGUUUUAAAUUGUGUUGGUAUUGGAAAAGUUUCUUCUCAGCUUUGUUAUUGUUAUUGUAAUUAUAUUUCUAAAUCAUAUAAAUAUACCGUACUUUGCGUUUGUUUCUAUA
This is a messenger RNA of Homalodisca vitripennis (glassy-winged sharpshooter), 3360 nucleotides long. Its product is annotated as ubiquitin carboxyl-terminal hydrolase 33-like. Gene Ontology annotation, molecular function: cysteine-type deubiquitinase activity; zinc ion binding. The record is from RefSeq and is a predicted model, not a curated record. Bases 161 to 2839 code for a protein of 892 amino acids. The transcript has 20 exons. Lineage: Eukaryota; Metazoa; Arthropoda; Insecta; Hemiptera; Cicadellidae. Gene Ontology annotation, biological process: protein deubiquitination.